Molecule: messenger RNA, 3087 nt
Organism: Letharia columbiana
Lineage: Eukaryota; Fungi; Ascomycota; Lecanoromycetes; Lecanorales; Parmeliaceae
Exons: 6
Coding region: 1-3087 (1028 amino acids)
Biological process (GO): signal transduction
Molecular function (GO): protein binding
Source: RefSeq, a predicted model, not a curated record
AUGGCGAUCGCGUCUCGCAGCCUUCAGUGUCUAAGACACUUAGAGCAUUUAGCAGAGGAAGCGCAACAUUCGGACGGUGAAUCCGCGCUGCCAGCCUCCGCAGUGGGGGAUGAACUUGGAAGGUUCAAGAUCUGGGCGGGCAAUAUUGGAGCGUUACAAAGAGAUUCAAGAUCUCUCGACUAUCGACUCCGUGACGCGUCUCAGGUAGGGGACCAGGUCAUGAAAGUCUUGCAAGAUCUCGAGUUGUCACUUCACGAAUGCAUUGAAAUUGUGUCCGGGCAAAGAGCCCAAAAACAAGGCGAUUUGUUUGACGGAGAAGCUUUCAAUGAUGAGUUUAGUGAUAUAUCUGACUCAGAUGGCUCUGAGGACCCGAGCUCCAGUGCUAGCGAAGAGGAACCUGUUUCAGAACUUUCCCACUUGUUUUUGGCUAUAACAGAAGCCAUUACAAGUCUUUAUAAGCUGUCCAUAACCAUUAGAAACCCCACUCCUCGCGAUAGAUACGCCAAGGCCGCGUCUUCAACCCCAUUCGAUGCGUCUUAUGACGUGGGCCAUGUGUACGAGAAAUUCCCACAUGUCCGGUCGAAAGCGUGGCUUAUGGACAAAUUGGGGAGGGCAAUCACCAGAAGACGUGAGUUCCUUCGAUACCGGGAAAAGCAUCGGGAGAAAAUUGGCGGCAAUGUCAGACCCUCAACUGACCUUACGGAACAUCAUGAGCUGGCGAUUUCCCGCAAAAACCUCACAUACAAUGAUGCCCAGACCUCAACAGGGGCCCCAGUAAUCGGGUACGAAGCACAUUCUGUGAGUCAUAGCCAAUUUGCAUCGACCAAAGCCACGACGUAUGUGGCCAAUCUUAAUGACGAAAGUCUGGACAUGCGAUCGACUGCAGGCCGCUCUGAGACCUCGUAUGUGACAUCAGUCGCAGAAGAUAAUUCGGAAAACACGAUGCAAAUACCGGACCCUCCGAAAGAAUCGGCGAACGGCAUGCCAUUCGAAUGUCCAUACUGUUUUACGAUUCAGUCCGUCAGAAACGCCAAGCACUGGAGGAAACACCUCUUGAGUGAUCUCAAGCCAUACAUCUGCACUUUCGAAGACUGUUCUGCACAGAUGUUCGAUAGACGACAUAUGUGGUUUCAGCACGAAAUGGACAAGCAUCGAAAACAAUGGCGGUGCAGGUUCUGUUCCUGCGAGCUGUUCGGCUCUGCAGCCUCACUUGAAUCACACUUGCAAGAUCAGCAUUCGGAGUAUACCAAGCAGCAGGUUUUGUCGUUGGUUGCGUUGUGUGCACAAAUGCCUGAGCAUGUCGCCGCCUCGGCCUGUCCAUUCUGCGACUGGGAUGCAGAUUUACGGGAGCAAGCCGUAUCAAAAGAGAACGAGACAGCAAGAGCGCCUUCAGAGUCGAACAUAUUUGCCGUCUCGCUUGAGCAGUUCCAGAGACACUUGGGCGAUCAUCUCGAGCAGCUGGCCUUGUUUGCGAUACCACCACCCAUGAAAGAGUUAUCUGGAGCGUCUUCAAACCAGGCCGCGGCAAGCCACAAUAGCAACCAUACGCUUGAUUCAUUUGUGGUAUCGGAGGUAUCAUCCCUGUCAUCGGCCCUUACGGAUAAUGGGUUCCCUCCAGAGUUGUACGCAGCAGUGAUGAGUGGUAACAUUGGAAGGGUGACGCUGGAACUGCGGAAUCGCGCGGACCUCACACUCCAGUACGGAGGAUUUGGGAAUGUGCUACAUGCUGCUGCUGCAAGCUUGUCUUGGCCCUCCAGAGACGAAAUACUCCGAAUUUUGGUGGAAAAUGGUGCCGAUGCCAACAUGCAAGGUGGCGUUUACGGGAAUACGCUGCAGGCUGUGGCAGCAGAUCCCAGUAUGUCCGGUCGCCGGCUAUUAGCACUUGGGAUGUUGUUGGACCAUGGCGCAGAAGUCAAUGCCGUUGGAGGGAGAUACGGACAUGCCCUCAUAGCCGCGGCAGCAAUGCCAACGCCUCUUUCACAGAUGCAACACGAGCCAACUUCGAUGGUACUAAAGCUUCUACUAGAUCAUGGUGCCAAUCCUAAUGCGCGAGGGUCCAAAUCAUAUGGUAGUGCACUGCAUCAGGCAAUUGAACAUGAUGAUUAUGAAAGUGUACAGUUACUUCUUGACCGAGGGGCGUCCACGACUGUCCAUUAUGAGGACUAUGGAACUCCGGUUCACUAUGCUAUGAAACAUGCCUAUGGGCCAGUAUGGCAGCUCUUACGACAAGCGGCUCUCGAAACGAGGAUUGAACGCCAUUAUGAUAAAGUACCGCUUAGGGCUGCACUCAAGAUACAAAGAUACUUCCGACACCGUCAAAACUCGGGCCAGUCUACACCAAGGUCAACAGUCGGUGUUCGUUUUAGUAAUGAGGUCGGAAUCACGACUUUCUCUGGAGUCGAACAGCCGUCUACUCUUUAUUAUGGAGUGCCGCUCGAAGAACUGUGUCAGCGCGAGAAGGGACCAGUACCGAAGUUAAUCACAGACUGCAUUGAGGCCGUCGAGUUCCAUGGCAUGGGUCUCAUAGGAGUGUACGGUAAUUUUCAUAUUGACUGGAAUGAAAAUCUAACGGAUGACUUGAAGGCGGAAUAUGACCAACAUCCCGAAUCCCUAUCCCUGCAACAGCAAAUCCGCAUCCCUAACAACAUCGAAUACGUAACACACCUUCUCAAGAACUUCAUUUGGCAACUCCCAGGCUUAUUGAUACCUCGCGAAAGCCUUGCAAGAUUCGUACGCGCGGCGCAAUUCGUUGCGAGGCAGCGGAUUGACCACUUUGGAUACGAAAAAGGCGAAGGCCAAGCUACCACUGAGUUGCAAGCGACCAUCAGCUCGCUCCCGCAAGUCAACAGGAACGUCUUCGAAUUUCUCAUCCUCCAUUUCAAGCGCGUCACCGAUAGGGCAUACCAGAACACCAUGACGAGUGACAAACUCGCCGUUGCACUCGCCCCGUCCUUCAAAGGCGGCGUCGACUCGGGCGCUGGACCCAAACUACCCCUCGCCGAUCUCUCAUGGGCUCUUGAGUACAUAAUCCGCCGCGGUGGUUUCUGGUUCCGCGACCUGGAAAAACCGUGGGGCGUAUUCGAGUGA